AUCUUACUCACUUAUACAGAAGUCACUGCCACCUUGCUCGGCUCUAGAGUUCCACAUGUAAACCUCGCCUUUAACUACACAGUAGACCUAUCUUCCUAGAACUAUCUCCCUGGAUAGAUAGGUUUAGUUGUAGUUCUUAUUGCAUUGUAACAUAUCAUAUUAUUAUAGGCUAUAUGCAGGUUUGUCGUGCACUGUUAGCCGUUCAUAAAGGAAAUGGCUCCCUCACUCAAAAUGGAAGAAUGAUAGAAUUAUGGGAAAUUGUCCUCUAUCCAAAGCUAGAAGCUACAUGAGAUGUAAUAAAUGAUUAAAUGUUUGCAACUUAUUUUUAAGAGUACAUUUGUAUCCUUAUCUCUUGUAGACUCAGUUAUUGAUUGAGGGAAAGAUCCAUGGAUUCAUGAGAAUGUACUGGGCCAAAAAGAUCCUGGAAUGGACUUCCUCUCCAGAGGAGGCACUCUCUAUUGCAAUUUUCCUCAAUGACCGUUAUUCUUUAGAUGGAUGUGACCCUAACGGAUAUGUUGGUUGCAUGUGGUCCAUUUGUGGAAUACAUGAUAUGGGUUGGGCCGAGAGGCCUGUCUUUGGGAAAAUCCGCUACAUGAACUAUGAUGGAUGCAAACGCAAGUUUGACGUUGCACAAUUUGAAAGGCUGUACAGCAAGAUGGGGCUUUGCAAGGGUGAAGAAGAGGCUCAAGAAGGAGAAGCUCUGUGAUUUCAUGGCAAAAUGCACAUUACUUCAUUUAACAUAAUGUGCCUUACAUCUUUAUUUCUGCAUAUCAUACCAGCAUCUUCUAUGCUUCUGUCAUGCCACAUAUACUGUUAGAUAACAGAAAUGAUAGUUAGAAUUAGGCUGUUCCAGCCAGAAGAAGAGCUAAGGCUAAGAUGAGGUAGUAAUUGUUUUGCUCCGAAGAUUUCAUGUUUCAAGGUCAGAGCUGUAAUGUACAAUUUGUAACUCAGGAACCUUUCUUUUCUUUCGUUUGGUUUUUCUUGUAACCUGUCUUUUUUUAUAUAUAUAAUUAUAUAAAAUAAAAAUCUGUUUUAUAGUGACAUCCCAGAUCUGUACAUGUUGAUAUGUUUAGGUGUAAAUUAAAUCUGGGAGAAAUUUUUUUUGUGGUUUUCAUGCUUCACACACAUGUCAUUCACUAAGCCAAGGAGCAUUCCAGCUGGUUCAAACUCAACACCUGUUUUUUAUAAUAUUUUUCACAAUAACUUUAAAACAACAGUACAACAAUUUCCUAGCCGAUUUUAGGCCAACAUAUUAAUACGUCCAAUGUCCUAUGUUUGUUCUUAUAAUAUAUCUCCGCAGUGUUGUUGUAAAUGUAAAUAUUCAUGUAGUCACUGAGUGCCCAUAUCAGUUCUCAAUACACUGGCCAUGAAAUUCUUACACACCCACCAACAUCUAUGUAUUUGAGUAUCUACCCAGGUAUUUACUAAGCUGAGCUGAGCCGUCUGAGUUUCUUUGUUCAAACGAACCACAGCAUUUGCAUUAAGGCAAGUUCAAAGACCAAAGCAGGAUUUUCCUUGAUUUAAACUACCUAUUUUAUCAAUCUUGUUGACAUUGAAUGAGAUAUUUAU
Messenger RNA from Clupea harengus (Atlantic herring), 1569 nucleotides. Its product is annotated as deoxyribodipyrimidine photo-lyase-like. The coding region runs from base 395 to 706 and encodes 103 amino acids. The record is from RefSeq and is a predicted model, not a curated record. NCBI's taxonomy places the organism in Eukaryota, Metazoa, Chordata, Actinopteri, Clupeiformes, Clupeidae. The transcript is spliced from 2 exons.